Camellia sinensis is the source of this 1331-nucleotide messenger RNA. RefSeq lists its product as uncharacterized. Lineage: Eukaryota; Viridiplantae; Streptophyta; Magnoliopsida; Ericales; Theaceae. The record is from RefSeq and is a predicted model, not a curated record.
CUUCCAUGAAGCUUGGUUUUCCAAUCCCAUGAUUUGACUAUUCUAUUUUACCAUCCUUUCUUGCUUAGAUCUAGUCUUCCGAACAGACCCUCUAAAUAAAUUCUUGUGCUUGUUUAUUUCUUCAAUUCAAUCAUUUUCAAAAACUCAGUUGAAAAGAAAGAAGAAAACACAUCCCAACCCAAAAACCAAAAGCUCUUUUGUGCAUCAAGAAGUUCUUUUUCUCAAAAUGGUUAUGUCAUUCAUUUGUGGCACUGGUUCUUUCAAACAUCAGAUAGAAGAAGAGGAUGAACCUUGCAGCCCAUGUUCAACACCAAGAAAGCAAAGGAAAAGCAACUUAUGCAAAAGCAAAGACAGCAAGAACAACAACCCAUAUUCGGAUCUCGGGCUCGACAAGUUCUCUGCACUUCUAGCCGAGCUUGAAAGCAAGAGGCAAAAGAUUUACACCCAGGUUGGAUCAGAAGGAAUCUCUUUCGUACGAUUCUCUUACUCGAACACCAACGAUUGCAAGCCAAUUGUGGUGAGAGUGAGAGAGAAACAACAAGAAGAAGAAGAGAAAAACAAUAUUCACAUGAACAAAGAUAUUGAGCCCACUGCACAUAAUCCAGAGGUUGAUAAGCCAUCAACUUCAGGAAAUGAAUUGGGGGAUCAGAAGAUUAUGAAGAAGAAGAAGAGCUUUCCAUGGAAAUUGAAUAUGGGUAUGUUGAGAAGGCCUUCUUUCUACUUGCCUGCAGUUUUAAUUUUGAUUUUGUUGUUCUUGGCUGUGUUUGGGAGAUCAUUUGCUAUACUGUGUACCUCUCUUGGGUGGUACUUAGUCCCUAUUAUCAAUGGAACGAGCUCGAAUUUCAACAACAGGCCAAGGAAGAAGAAAGUGUAUGCAAGAAGAGCUAGUGAGAAGAAGAUUGUUAAUGAUGGAUUGUCUUCUCCUAAGAGUGUUAUUACUGGAGCCAUGAACGAUCUCUCAUCCCCACGAUGUGGUCAUCGGAGAAGCUUUUGAAAAGGAUCCUUCUGAUCAUUUCUUGUGAAUUUCUUCUUCCUUUUUUUUUCUUUUUUCUUUUUUCUUUUUUUUUUUUUUUUUUUUUUUUUUUUUUUUUGACCUGGUAUGGUUUUUGGUGGUCAAUUGUGUUGAGUGCAUGUAAAAAUUUUUGGCAUGUUGUGUCUCUGAUUGACUUGUUCAUCAUCAAUGCAAAUAAUAUGGGCUGAAUUAGAAAGCUGCUCAUGUUAUUAUAAGUAGCUGAUUCGAGUUGUAUAGUUGUUUUGUUAUGAGUACCAAUUUCAUAACAUGGACUCAAUAUCUGUUGGAUUACAUAGAAGAUCCAUUUGAUAUCCUUUUU